Molecule: messenger RNA, 1062 nt
Organism: Tetrapisispora phaffii CBS 4417
Lineage: Eukaryota; Fungi; Ascomycota; Saccharomycetes; Saccharomycetales; Saccharomycetaceae
Gene: ATC1
Product: Atc1p
Exons: 1
Coding region: 1-1062 (353 amino acids)
Source: RefSeq, a predicted model, not a curated record
AUGUACCAAUACGACUCGAAAGAUGUCAAGACUGAAGAAGUCUCCAACAGCACUGUUCAAGAGUCGAAUCUUGGAACUUUGCAAAAAUUACUUCAACAAAAUAAUGUGAACUUGGAUGAUUCUACAAAGUUGGACGGUAACAAUAAAGAUGAGCCACCUUCGAAUAAUAAUAAAAAUCAUUCUAGUAACGGUUCACAACUUGAUGAAUUGGAUGAAUUAGAUGUAAAAUGGUUAGAAAAUGAUAUGUUGAACAGUAAGACUUUGACUUUAGAGAUUUUACUAGAAAAUCAACCUGAAGAGCUAUUAUUUGAGCUGAUGGAUAAUCAUAUGGUGGAUGGUGACCAAGUUGAGAAAAAUCAAAAUAAUUCAUCGCAAAACAAGAUUACAGAGCAACCAACUGACCCUCAACAAGAUUUGAAUGUCAAAACGAGAAUUGUCGAUGGUGACGAUGCGUAUGACGCAUCUGAUAAAAAUAACGAUGAUAUCGAUUCAAAUUUUAUGAAACGUUCCAUUAAUGCAUUAAACAAUGGUGAUGGAAACAAGACCCAAUUACCAAACAAAAAACAAAAACAUAUCAAGAAUACCGCUUACAGACCACUUCUGUCUCCGGCAUCAUUAUCACCAACCUCUACAGAUGAAGAGCGUGAUUCCAAUGUAAACAACAACGACGAUAAAGUUGAAUUGAAAUCAAAAGCAACGGAAGCUCAACCUGUAAAAUUGAGCACUGCUGAAAUUACUAAGCAUGUUCGUCAACAAAAGGUCUUAAACAAGAAAGACAAAUCGUCUCAACCAUUACAAAUUAUUGAAACUCCAAAGAAAUUAACCAAUGCAUUUACAAUGAAUCAAGUGUCAGAAAUGAAACAAAGAAUCAUUAAUACCCAUAAACUUUUAUUGAAUUUUAAUUUGUUAAAGGAUAGCUACGCUAAAACUUGUGUUGAGAUGAAAAAUGCAUUAGUCAAUUUAAAAGAUGCAGAAAUUCAUAGAGCUCAUUUACUAAUCGAAAAUGAAAACUUGAAAAGAGAGUUAGAAUUCUAUAAAUUGAAUAACAGUAACGAAAAAUGA